Diplodia corticola is the source of this 1725-nucleotide messenger RNA. RefSeq names its product spermine spermidine synthase. NCBI's taxonomy places the organism in Eukaryota, Fungi, Ascomycota, Dothideomycetes, Botryosphaeriales, Botryosphaeriaceae. The transcript has a single exon. The record is from RefSeq and is a predicted model, not a curated record. The coding region runs from base 1 to 1725 and encodes 574 amino acids. Gene Ontology annotation, biological process: polyamine biosynthetic process.
AUGCCUUCUAAGCCCUCGGCAGCCCCCGAGCCCCCGGCCCCCGCGCGCCCCUCGCCCUCGUCGCCUGCCCAAUCUGGAAAGAGCCAUGCCUCACGCUCGCCCGCCGCCGCCAUCCUCAGGGCCACGGCCCUCAUGGCCGCGGCCGGCCUCGCCUCGACCGUCUCGCAGCUCAGCCUGUCUCCGGUCUACGGCAGCAUCCCCGCCGCCAUCUGGCAUCAGAAGAGCUUGAUGUUCACCGCGCUGGUCGUUCUGAUCAACAAGACCGUCUUCCAGCGCAUCUUCCCCGCCAAUGUUCACGUUUGGGUUCCCAUUGUGGCCUUCUGGACCCUCCCAGUCCAAAGCCUUGCCUUCCACUACAGUUCUGUCCUUGGCCCCGUCUACGGGCCCGUAGUCACUGAGCUCCUCACCUUCUUUCCCUUCCUCCUGCUGGCGCUGUACGCCGCCGUUUCUGCAUUGGACGUCCUAGAUCUCAGCUUGUUCAGCCCUGGCUUCGCCCAAGGCAUUCCGCCGCUGGCGUGCUAUACCACUUUCUCUACCGUCGAGAAGUUCGUCGCUGGAGCCCUGCCUGCUUAUAUGGGCUCCAAUGAAUUCUUUACAAGGUCUGGCUUGCAAUUAUUUGUGGCUGUUGUUUCUGCUUCUGUGGCUCCUUCUAAGUUCUUGGUGCUUGCCCUGCCCGCAAUUCUCCACACCGUUCGCUUCAACCCUCAUUUCCCCAGCGCCGUCACCACCGCUGUCUUGAACGAGACGCUCCACGCAAACCAGUACACGCUUCUGGAGCGUCGGGAAUCCUUGACCGGUUACGUUUCCGUUAUUGAGAGCCACGAGAACCAGUUCCGCUUGCUGCGCUGCGACCACAGUCUACUGGGCGGCGAGUGGCUCGUGAGCCCGGAGCGCCACGCCAUCGGACAGACGCAGCCCGAGAGCAUCUACACCGUCUUUACCAUGCUGGAGGCCGUGCGUCUCGUCAUCACCGGCGCCGUCAACAACCAGCGCCCCGACUCCGCCAAGAGCGCGCUCAACAUCGGUCUGGGCAUCGGUACCGCGCCGACGGCGCUCAUCAAGCACGGCAUCAACACAACCAUCGUCGAGCUCGACCCGGCCGUGCAUGCCAUGGCGACCAAGUACUUCGCGCUGCCGACCAAGCACACCGCCGUCCUGCGCGACGCCGUGGCCUACGUCGGCGAGACCGCCGCCUACGCCCCCGCCAGCUUCGACUACAUCAUCCACGACGUCUUCACCGGCGGCGCCGAGCCCACCGCCCUCUUCACCCUCGACUUCCUGCAGGGCCUGAAGACGCUGCUCCGCCCCGACGGCGUCGUCGCCAUCAACUACGCCGGCGACCUCCGCCUCGCCUCGACCCGCCUCGUCCUCAACACCAUCCACGCCGUCUUCCCCUCCUGCCGCAUCUUCCGCGACCAGGCCAAGGACGAGGCCGCCUCGGCAGACGAGAUGGACUUCAUCAACAUGAUCGUCUUCUGCCGCCCCUCCAAGACCCCCCUCCACUUCCGCCAGCCCGUCGACGCCGACUUCCUCGGCAGCAUGGUCCGCCGCCGCACCCUGUACCCCACCAAGGAGCUCGAGGUCGCGUUCACGCCCGACGACGGCGCGGACCUGCUCACCCCCGACACCGUCGGCGUGCUGGAGGAGGGCCACCGCGAGAGCGCCGUCAGCCACUGGCGCAUCAUGCGCACCGUGCUGCCCGACAAGAUCUGGGAGCUCUGGUGA